Molecule: messenger RNA, 1623 nt
Organism: Tachysurus vachellii
Lineage: Eukaryota; Metazoa; Chordata; Actinopteri; Siluriformes; Bagridae
Gene: qpct
Product: glutaminyl-peptide cyclotransferase
Exons: 7
Coding region: 54-1157 (367 amino acids)
Molecular function (GO): zinc ion binding; glutaminyl-peptide cyclotransferase activity
Source: RefSeq, a predicted model, not a curated record
CUCCUCUUCUCUCACAUGAUCCCUCUCUCUGAAGUCGCUCACAAAUAACGGGUAUGAUGAGGAGCCACAUGAGACCCGGUUCAGCCAUGCGGUUCUUCGCGCUGCUUGUCAUCUUUGCAACAUUUACGAGCCACAUCUGUGCUCAAAUACAUUGGACGCAAGAAAAGCUGUACCACACAGCAAACACUCUGAGUUCUGAUGAUCUGAUAAAUGUUCUGGCUCAAACAGACAUUGACCGCAUGUGGAAGAAUGACCUGAAGCCCAUGUUGGUGGUACGCUAUCCUGGCUCUCCUGGAAGCCAAGCAGUGCAACAGCGAAUAAAAUCUACCCUGAGCUCACUGAAUGCAGGCUGGGAAGUGACUGAGGAUCGCUUCCAAAACUGGACUCCUUAUGGCCAGAUGCCUUUCAAUAACAUAAUCGCUACUCUCAACCCUGGUUCUAAGCGACGCAUAGUGCUGGCUUGUCACUACGACUCAAAAUAUUUCCCUCCUCAGUGGCAUGGACGUGAGUUUCUGGGAGCAACUGAUUCAGCUGUGCCCUGCUCCAUGCUGUUAGAGAUGGCCAGGGCAUUGGAUAAGGAGCUACAGACACUUAAGGAAGCAGGUUCAGACUUGACUCUACAGCUGAUUUUCUUUGAUGGAGAGGAGGCUCUGUAUCAGUGGACCUCUACUGAUUCUCUGUACGGUUCCCGACAUCUGGCAGCCAAAAUGGAGAACACGGCACACCCAGUGGGAGCCACAGACACCAACCAGCUGGAUGGCAUUGAUCUCUUUGUUCUGUUGGACUUGAUCGGUGGUCCCAUGCCUCACUUCGGUAAUCAGUUCUCCAACACUGCCAGGUGGCUCUCCAAGCUCCAGAAUAUUGAGCGCCGCCUGCACACACUGGGCCAGCUGGAGGACCAUCCUAAUGAAGUGCAGUACUUCUGGCCUGGCAUGCCUGUGGGUCCUGUGCAGGAUGACCACAUGCCCUUCCUUAGCAAAGGGGUCCGGGUUCUUCAUCUCAUCCCCACCCCAUUUCCCUCUGUGUGGCACACUUUUGAUGACAAUGAGGAGAACUUGGAUCGAGCUACCAUCAAGAACCUCAACAAGAUUUUGCAGGUCUUUGUUCUUGAGUACCUCAACAUGAAAAGCCAGAAUCCACUUACGACGGCACCAUAAUAUUCUUUUAUAUCAUUUCUAAUAAGGAACACCUCAACAAAGCCCUUAUGAAGUCUACCACAAAGCACUAGAUUAUUUAGUGUUCUAGACACCAUGGUGUUAGAAUUGGGCUUAUCUUGGUUAAAUUGUGUAUUUUUGCUUAUUGCUUUAUAACUGUAUAUUGUACACCACAGGACCAAAUAUGAUAACUGAGAUAAUUUUAGCAUCAGUAUAAUCACUAUAUUUGUAUGCUUUUAUGACAUUCUGAUUGGUGUUCUAAGAGAUUUCUCAAUCUGUUAUAAAUAUUGCUGUUCUAAGGCAUUAGAAAGAAUGUUUUCAGUUUUUGAAUGGUUUCAGUUUCAAUCAAAUCAAUUAUAUUAGAUUUGAAGAUGUAUGUACCUCAAAAUACAUUCAAAAAGCUCAUGAUCAUGUGGGCUCUUUUGAAUGUUUAUAUACUGUAUGUGCCAUAAAGAAACAACCAUUUAUA